AUGCGGGUUUUUCUAGCGUUUUUACCAAUUUUGAUGGUGUUCGCCGAGUCGGAUAUCGAUGGUCCCAACGAUUUACUAUCAAAGGUCGAUCAUUCACAAUUCUCAUUGGCGAAAUCACGGCGAUUUUUGAUCUACGAGUGCAAUCCCGGCGAGGGAUUCAAUUUGCGACGCGACGUUUAUAUGAGAAUCGCCAACGCCGUCCGAUUAUUGCGUGACGCGGGCGAAAACUUCAUUCUUGUCCUUCCGCCGUGGGGCAAUCUGUUCCAUUGGGAUCGACACGAGCUCGCACUCCCGUGGGCGAUGUUCUUCGACGUCGAGAGCCUCAAUCGAUUCGUGCCGGUUGUUGAGUUCGACGAAUUCCUCAACGAAAUUGGAAAUGAUCGAAUCGACGCGGUCGUCUACCUUCAACAUUACGCCGAGGGUUGGGGAACGGAGUUUGUCCGGAAAUUCGACGAGCGACCGUGCCAACCGCCAUCGGAUCGAUUUUACAAGAAGCAAAGUGAUAAUACAUGGAAAAGCUGGUUUUUCUCCUACGAACAAGUUCGCGCCGAGAAUUUCAAGUGCGUCUCGUUUCAAGGCGAUUCGGAGACGCUGAAACGAAUGAUUCUGAGCAAUUUUAGCGAUUCAACGUCUAUAAUGAUCGAUCGAGCUGAAACCGUACUUCAUGAGCAUUACGGUGAGGUUGACUAUUGGAGGGCGAGACGAAGUAUGAGGUACAGUGAGCUGCUGAUAGCGAUUGGUAACGAAUUCCGAGAGAAGUUUUUGGAAUCGACGGAUCGAAUGGAUAAGACGAUCAUGGAGCAAGAUUGGACGAAGGAACGAGCAAGACGAAAUGCUAUCGGUGGUCCCUAUAUUGGAGUGCAUUGGAGGCGGCGUGACUUUGUCAAUGCUCGAAGUAAUGAGCUUCCAUCAAUUAAGGGAACCGCUAAACUAAUUAACUCACUUAGCAAAAAAUUGGAACUGUCGAAGGUCUAUUUGGCUACAGAUGCACCACAACGAGAAAUUGAUGAGAUGAAAUCGCAUCUAGACGAGAAUUUGGAGGUUUUCCGAUUUUCUGACGAAACCGGAAUGCUUAAUGAUGGUCAAAUUGCCAUCAUUGACCAGUGGAUUUGUGCUCAUGCGCGCUUCUUCACUGGAAGCCAUGAAUCGACAUUCUCAUUCAGAAUUCAAGAAGACCGCGAGAUUCUUGGAUUCCCGCCGACGACCACAUUCAACCGCUUGUGUCCUGACACGAAUGCCGACUGCCAGCAGCCAACCGAAUGGAAAAUUGUUUAUGCAUAA
Messenger RNA from Caenorhabditis bovis, 1281 nucleotides. The record is from the annotation of a GenBank genome assembly. Lineage: Eukaryota; Metazoa; Nematoda; Chromadorea; Rhabditida; Rhabditidae.